Messenger RNA from Selaginella moellendorffii, 1181 nucleotides. RefSeq lists its product as uncharacterized. Gene Ontology annotation, molecular function: catalytic activity. Lineage: Eukaryota; Viridiplantae; Streptophyta; Lycopodiopsida; Selaginellales; Selaginellaceae. The record is from RefSeq and is a predicted model, not a curated record. The coding region runs from base 25 to 963 and encodes 312 amino acids. The transcript has 9 exons.
CCUAAAAUACAGUAGCCAAAAGCUAUGGCGUGGCGCCUUCUCGUGAGCGAUGGCGCUGUGCAACCACUGGAUCCAGGACACGCAGCGUCUUUCCUCAAGACGAAGCCGCAAGGCGCAUACACGACGACCAGGACAGUGGAUGGAGCUUCGUGCUUGCUUCUAUGGGAGAGGCAUCUCGCGCGGCUCGCGCAAUCCUUGCAUAUCAUGCGGAAGAAGGCAAUCGAUCAAAGAGCUCUCACGAAACUGGUGAAUCCAUCGCUUUAUGCUGGAUUGGAGGAAGCGCUGGCGAGAAGAUCCGAUGAAGAGGAGCUGGUUGUGACUGUUCUUGCUUGUAAUAAGGAUGAGGGACCACUGCAAAUAUCUGUUCAUAUCACUGGCCUCGUCCCGGCUUCCACUGUUCCAGCACAAGUUUCUGUCAUGGGUCCUAGUCGUGAAACUCCUCUUGCAAAAUCUUCGCAGUGGGUCAGGACACGGCAAGUUUUGGAGCAAUGCAUGCCCAAGAGCACUGCCGAAGUGAUUCUCUCGAACGAUGGACGGCAUUUGCUCGAGGGGCUCGUGACGAACUUCUUCGUUGUCUUGAGCACUGUCGGUGAAGGGUCGAGAUGCGUCGUCCAGACAGCAGCGCUUGGGAAUGGCGUGCUACCCGGGACGGUCAGACAGCUUGUCAUCGAAAUUUGCUCGGAGAAGAACAUUCCGGUUCUCGAAGGCUCACCAUCUUGGGACGAGCGCUACCUCUGGAAAGAAGCGUUUGUGACGAGCAGCGUGAGACUGAUCCAACCUGUGAGCGAAAUCCAAAUGCCAAUGCCAUGGAACGCAAGCUUCGAUCCGGCGCAGUGGAAUCCAAACCACUGGGAUACUUUAUCUCUCAAGGCUCCCGGCAGCGUCACAAAGAUACUACAGAAGUUCUACAGAAGGAAGUGCUCGCGCGGGCAAAGUACCAUGGCAGCUAUGUCAGUAACUUAAUCCCAGGAGGUUAAUUACUGGUUUAGGGGCUAGAUGCUAUCAGUUUCUUUGUAUAUGUAGUUUGUUCAUACACAAGAUCACAGUUCUUGUGUGCCGUUUCAUAGUGAGCGGUAUAAGAUGUACUUCUUAUAGUGGACUUGGGCGAGUCUGUGGGACGGAAGCUCCUUGCGUUCGAAAUGCAAAGACGAGCUUGCAAAAGCAGGAUUUGUUGCAAAGAA